Molecule: messenger RNA, 2561 nt
Organism: Sarcophilus harrisii (Tasmanian devil)
Lineage: Eukaryota; Metazoa; Chordata; Mammalia; Dasyuromorphia; Dasyuridae
Gene: ANLN
Product: anillin actin binding protein
Biological process (GO): mitotic cytokinesis; actomyosin contractile ring assembly; septin ring organization
Cellular component (GO): actomyosin contractile ring
Source: RefSeq, a predicted model, not a curated record
CGUCUAGAAAGAACUUGUACCAAGCCGUCGCCCUCGAAACGACCCUGUUCAGACCACCCCGAAGUACCGGCUUCGAACCUGGAGAACAAGCAGCCGGAGGGUCCCCCUUCUGCAGCCUCCCUUUCUCUGACUCGCCCCCAGGCGGCAGCCCAGCCUCCCUCAGCGGCCCAGCCUCCCUCAGCGGCCCAGCCUCCCUCAGGGGCUGCCCCCCAGGCCGAGCCUGGGCCCCCGGGGCGGGAGGAGGGAAUGGCCGCCGCCCCGACGGACGUGCCCGCGGCCUCCUCUGUGAAAGCGCGCAUGCAGAGACUGGCGCAGCAGCGUCGCGGCUGGGAGGGAGACGACGCCACCCUCGAGCCCCCUGGCCCGGCCCCCGCCCCCCCGGCUCCUCAGGCGCCCCCCACCACCGCCCCUGCCGCUACCCCCAUCGGGAGGAGGGGCCGCUUGGCUGACCUGGCUGCCACCAUUUGUUCCUGGGAAGAUGACCUCAGCCGCCCAUCUGCCAAGGCCGGCCGUGGCCAAGAGCAGCCUGGUACAACUUGUUUGUCCCCAGUUUCCUCCUCCACGGGAGCAUCUGCUCACAUCAAUAGCGGCUCUGUCGGCCAGAGAGCCCCCGGCUGCUCCCGCCUGGGCUCCGCGGCGACGACGGCCGGCUCCGGGGCCGGCUCGCGGGAGGCCUCUCAGGGCCGGGCGCCGGCGGCUCGUGGCAGCCCUCAGAAAGCUGCUCCUCCCCCGGCGAAAUCCCACACGAGUCCCCCGAGGAGCCCUUCAGGAGGGAAGGGGCAGAAGUCAGAGCCGCUCCCUCAAAAGCCGGACAGCCUCGCGCCACAGAGAGAGCCCGGGAAGUCCGGCCUCAGCUCCACCCUCGCCCAGCCCAGGCAGGGCCCAGGGGCCCGGGGGCCUCCCCCGAAGGAUCAGCCGGUGACUCCAGGGGGAUCCGGCAUCAAGCCUUUCCUGGAGCGCUUUGGCGAGCGUUGCCAGGAGCGUGGCAGAGCGAGCCCCGCGGCGCCGACCCCGCCUCGCGCUCCCCUCGUCACCCCCAACACCAAGGCCCUCCAGGAGCGGCUCCUGAGGCAGAACGCGGCCUCGUCCUCCAGCACCCUCAGCCAGCAGCUCAAGCAGGAGCGCCAGAGGGAGCUCGCCUGUCUUCGGGGCCGUCUGGACAAGGGCAACCUGUGGACGUCGGAGCGAGGGGAAGUCUCCAGGAAUAAGCAGCCAGAAGCCAGAGAGGACGGCCCCUGUCAGGAUGAUUUGCCGGGAAAGCCUCAGGCGGAUUGUGAUAAGGACCAGGCCCCAGGCUCUCCGACGCCCGUGAAGCCUCCCAGCGCCCAGCCCGCGGGCCAUACUGAGAGCAACAUGACCACAUCGAGCCCCUUGAGAAUUACUCUGUUCUUGGAGGAAAAAUCUCCAAAAGUUGCGCUGGACCCCAAGGUGGAGCAGCAGACAGCUGGAGGCCGAGGGGCCGAAGGGAGGGUGCCCGGGGGCCGCCCGGGGCCUUGGGAGCCGGGCUCUCAUUUCUGGCUUCCCACAGAAGCUACGAAUUACUACUUAAUUAUGCUGAAGGCUGGAGCCGAGAACAUGGUCGCGACGCCUCUGGCGAGCACUGCAGACUCCCUCACGGGGGACGCACUGACCUUCACCACCACAUUCACUCUGCAGGACGUGUCCAACGACUUUGAGAUCAACAUCGAAGUUUACAGUUUGGUGCAAAGGAAAGCUUUCCUGGGGUCUGAGAAGAAGAGAAAGGCAUCGAAGGCCAAGGCCAUCACUCCGAAGCGGCUCCUGACAUCCAUCACCACCAAAAGCAGUCUCCACUCUUCGGUGAUGGCGAGUCCGGGGGGCCUCCAUGCCGUGCGCACCAGCAACUUCGUCCUCGUGGGCUCUCACACCCUUUCCCUGGCCUCCGUAGGGAACACCAAAUUUGCCCUGGACAAGGUGCCCUUCUUGUGCCCUCUGGAGGGUCACAUUUACUUAAACAUCAAGUGCCAGGUGAACUCUUUCGUGGAGGAGAAGGGCUUUCUGACCAUCUUUGAGGACGUGAGCGGCUUCGGAGCCUGGCACCGACGCUGGUGCGUUCUUGCCGGAAACUGCAUCUCCUACUGGACCUACCCGGACGACGAGAAACGAAAGACCCCUCUAGGGAGGAUAAACUUGGCCAAUUGUACCAGCCGCCAGAUAGAGCCGGCCAACGGGAGUUCUGUGCCAGCGCCACAUUAGAUUAAUCACCCGUGCGACCCGCCAGAAGAUGACAAGGAGACUCUGGUCAGCCAGUGCAGAGACACGCUCUGUGUCACCAAGAACUGGCUGUCAGCUGACAAAGAGGAACGAGACCUGUGGAUGCGGAAGCUGAACCAGGUCCUUGUGGACAUCCGCCUCUGGCAGCCCGACGCCUGCUACAAGCCCGUGGGCAAGGCCUGAGCCCUGCAGGGGGUGGGCCCGGCAUGGGCUGGAGCUCUGUGCAUGCAGCCCCUUCACUACUAACCCUCUUCUGGCCGCCCCAGCAGCGGGGCGGGCCUGGCACGGGGCACGCUGCCCCCUUCCCAGCCUCCCUCUUCUGGUCAGUC